Messenger RNA from Exaiptasia diaphana, 1185 nucleotides. RefSeq lists its product as uncharacterized. NCBI's taxonomy places the organism in Eukaryota, Metazoa, Cnidaria, Anthozoa, Actiniaria, Aiptasiidae. Gene Ontology annotation, biological process: signal transduction. Gene Ontology annotation, molecular function: protein binding. The record is from RefSeq and is a predicted model, not a curated record.
UCAAUGACCAACAAGUGCUAGUGUGCACUAAAAGCUUUGGUAAAGACUCGCGCCCAGAAGUACAAAAUCUUGAGUCUUGGUAUGCUACUCCCAAGCAAGACGUUGGUUCCAUACCAACAGACAAACUUAUGUGUUUAGCAUAUGACAUUGGUGAAAAGUGGAAGAUUGUGGGAAGAGCUUUGGGGCUGCAUGAAGCAGACUUGGACGAAAUUGAAAUAGAUCAAGACCAAUUGUAUGAACGCUGCUAUGCAGUCUUGAGACGGUGGACGGAGAUUCAUGGCUCGUCUGCAAAUUACGAAGCUCUAAGUUCUGCGUUAACMCAUCCCGCGGUCGAGAUGUCGGAUCUUGCGUGGAAAUAUUGUGGUUCUGUUGGGAUGGAUAAUCCGGAAAUCAUAUCAAAAGAACCUGAAGUUUUCAUAUCUUAUCAAUGGGAUAUACAAAGCACCGCUCUGGAACUGUCAUCUCUACUGAAGGAAAAUGGAUUCAGCUGCUGGGUUGAUAUCGGUCAAAUGGGAGGUGGAGACUCGCUGUAUGCAGAGUUAGAUAAGGGAAUCAGAUCUGCUAAGGUCGUUCUUUCAUGUGUGACUGACAGAUACUGUAAAUCAGAAAACUGUCAACGCGAAGCAACGUUAGCAGAUUCCAUCAAGAAACCCAUAAUUCCCUUGUUACUAGAGCCCAUUCCCUGGCCGCCAGCAGGACAGCUUGGCCUGAUUUUUGCCAAACUCCUGUACAUUGACAUGACACAGGGAUACCAAGCAAAAAUGGAUGAAUUAGUUCGAAAGAUUAAAGUACACACGUCGAMAUAGUUUUAAUGGUUUUUAGAAUAAUUAGUACCCACUCGUCAGGCGUCUGCCAAUAGUUAAAUGUGAUAAURAAUUUUAUUAGUCUGUUAGGAUAUUGAACAUAUCCAUGCAUGCGAUCAACGUGRUGGUGUGCGGGCGCAUUUUGGUAAAUUAAUAGCUUUUUUAACGUACUUGGGUCUGUUGUAUGAACCGUKAUUAUCGGACAGAUCCUUAUGCAGGAUAACGUUAGACAACUUAAUCUCAUCCUUCAUGCAACAGGCCACUGGAUGUGUUUCAAUUAAUUGAUUAAGUCAUCUUAUAAGAUUAUAUAUAUUGAUGUAAAUGACUACAUUGGUGAACAAAAAAGGACAAAAAAAACAAUAAAAUAGCAUACUAGUUAUGA